AUGGUAGCCGCCCCCGGUCCUUAUGCCAUACAACCGCAACAGCCGCAAACACAACAACAGCAGCAACAAGCCAUGACCGCCAUGCAUCACCCGCAUGCAUACCACACGCACGCUCAACCCUCGGGUGCACUGUACAUCCCAGCCGGUGCUGCUGGUGGAGCCGAGAAUUUUGCCGCUCCCAUGCUUGCUCCAUCCGCUUCGGCAGUGGCCGGUGCAUUCCGCAAAUAA
Messenger RNA from Echinostoma caproni, 228 nucleotides. The record is from the annotation of a GenBank genome assembly. NCBI's taxonomy places the organism in Eukaryota, Metazoa, Platyhelminthes, Trematoda, Plagiorchiida, Echinostomatidae.